Molecule: messenger RNA, 1455 nt
Organism: Penicillium antarcticum
Lineage: Eukaryota; Fungi; Ascomycota; Eurotiomycetes; Eurotiales; Aspergillaceae
Product: serine/threonine-protein phosphatase 2A activator
Exons: 3
Coding region: 1-1455 (484 amino acids)
Biological process (GO): mitotic spindle organization
Cellular component (GO): protein phosphatase type 2A complex; nucleus; cytoplasm
Molecular function (GO): protein tyrosine phosphatase activator activity; peptidyl-prolyl cis-trans isomerase activity
Source: RefSeq, a predicted model, not a curated record
AUGGCUACGAAUGGACCUUCCAUUCGUGUACUGUCCACUUUGGACUCCUCUGCGCCGCAUGUCUUUAGAGCCCCGAGCAAGAAGAUCCACGAGUCGCAAGAUGUAUCGGCCUUCCUCACCUCAAAAGCCUAUACUGAUAUCAUGACUUGGCUGUUACAACUCAACCGAUCGAUGUUUCCCUUGAAAUUAGACGACGGCACCUCCCAGUCUUGGCUUAUCAACAGUGAUGCGAUUUCAUUCUCUGCUCCUAUCCGACAAUUACAGGAACUUCUCUCCAGCCUUGAAGACAUCAUCCAGGAGGUUCCGCCCGAUACUGGCCCGCGGAGAUUUGGAAACAUAAGCUUUCGAAGGUGGUGCGAGGUGGUUAAGAGUCGCGCGUCGGACCUGUUAAAAGAAUGCUUGCCAGCAGAGCUCUUACAAAGAGUUUCACCAAACGGGGAUGGUGUGACCGCUGGAGAAGAACUGAAAGCAUACCUCGUGGGCAGCUGGGGCAGUGGACAGCGUCUAGACUAUGGUACUGGCCAUGAACUAAGCUUCCUUGCUUUCCUGGGCGGAUUAUGGAAGUUGAACGUAUUCCCCAGAUCCGAGCCUGGCGUCGAGGAACGAGCUAUUGUUAUCGGGGUCAUUCAGCCAUACCUGGACCUGGUUAGAAAACUUAUUAAAACAUACACCCUUGAGCCCGCGGGUUCCCACGGGGUCUGGGGACUCGAUGAUCACUCCUUUCUUCCUUACAUAUUUGGGUCUGCCCAAUAUUCACCUGCAAUCACCGACUCUGAUUUGACACCAGAAGAAGGCUCUCUGCCUGAUUCUCCAGAUCCAGGCGGAGUUGUCAAAGCAAAUAUUGUUGAACAGGAACGAGAGACUAACCUGUACUUCUCCGCAAUCGGUUUCAUUUACGAUGUGAAGAAAGGCCCUUUUUGGGAACACAGUCGCAUCCUCUAUGAUAUCUCAGGUAUCCAAUCUGGUUGGGGUAAGAUUAACAAGGGAAUGGUCAAAAUGUACAACGCAGAAGUUCUUUCUAAAUUCCCCGUGGUUCAGCAUUUUCCCUUUGGGAGUCUGUUCAGCUGGGAUAAGGAUCCCAAUGCCAUCCCUCCUCCUUCCACAGCCCACGCAACGUCUGGACCCCAGGCAAGGCCCGUCGCGCCAGAUCACGGUCAUGCUUCCAUAGCCACUCCUCGUCCUAUGCCUGGAGCUGGUACUCAAGCUCCUUGGGCCAACUCAGCAACGGGCACACGGGCCGUGCCGCCAACGGGUGGAACAGCAGCUCCAUGGGCUAAUGCAAGGAGAGAAGGUAUACCCGGCGGUGCAACAAGAAUCCCUUCUGCUCUCCCAGAUACUUCAAGGCUACCUCCGGGCCCUAUGGCGCCGAUUAGAGCCCCAUGGGCAUCUUCACAGUCUCCACCCUCACAGAGCGGCAAUGUCGAAGUGCAUACAAAGGCUCCCUGGGCUAAAUGA